Penicillium manginii is the source of this 237-nucleotide messenger RNA. RefSeq lists its product as uncharacterized. Bases 1 to 237 code for a protein of 78 amino acids. The transcript has a single exon. Lineage: Eukaryota; Fungi; Ascomycota; Eurotiomycetes; Eurotiales; Aspergillaceae. The record is from RefSeq and is a predicted model, not a curated record.
AUGAACCAGAUCCGUCAUAUCCGCAAUCCACUCCUCGAGCCCAACCUUCUUAUUGCCCUGCAACCGCUCAUGCUGAAGAAUCUCCCGCAGACUCGCCAGACACUGGUUGAAGAAGAUAAGUCUGUUAUGGCGCUCGCAGAGGUAGUCCUUUUCAAGGGCGAGACGGCGGGCCAGAGCGUUGAUUUCUUUUUCCAGGGCUUCUUUUCGGGCUGGGGGUUGGGGUUGUUUUGGUUGUAG